This is a messenger RNA of Spodoptera litura, 2210 nucleotides long. Lineage: Eukaryota; Metazoa; Arthropoda; Insecta; Lepidoptera; Noctuidae. The record is from RefSeq and is a predicted model, not a curated record.
UAUUGACAAUUUGACAUUGAAAUUGUCACAACAAAGAGUUUGUGUUACGGUGGUUUAAUUUUGUAAAACGAAAGUUUAUUAUGAUCAAUAAUGGCACGAUUUCGAUUAAAGGAUAGCGAAGAAUAUUACCUAGCACUCUCUGAACAGCCCAAGCGUUUUGAUGCUGAUAGUCCUGUUACAAAUGUGUUUUUCGACGACAGCAAUGGACAGGUAUUUACUGUUAGAUCUGGGGGCGUGACGGGCGUGACGGUGACUGGCAUGGACAAAUCGAAUUCAACUUCAUUCCGAAUGGAGGAUCGAGGACCAAUAAUAUCAAUAAAAUUUUCUCCAGACCUUAAAAUAUUGGCAAUACAGAGGAACCAAGACAAUCAGAAUGCCACAGUGGAGUUUGUAAACUUUAAAGACUUAGCUCCAACCAAUGUGGAGUACUCUCAUACUUGUAAAUGGAAGAACGCAAAGAUUUUAGGCUUUGUGUGGCCUAAAGUGAAUGAAAUAACAUUUAUUACUGACCAUGGGAUUGAACUUCUGCAAGUUAUACCUGAUAAGAAACAGUUGAAGAGCUUGAAAAAUACUUCAUUUAGCUGUGCAUGGUUCUCAUGGUGCUCACAGAGUAACAUAGUGUUGCUGGCAGGUAACAAUGGGGUGCUGCUGCAACCAUUCUCACUCAACAACUCCACCAUCACUAAACUGCAAAAAUUGGAAUUGGAGGCGACGCGGCCGGUGGUAGAGCGCGACGUGUUCACGUUGAGGCUGUGCGACGCCACCUGGUGCGCCAUCUUCCGGCACGCUCAGUCUGCCACCGUCGCCGCGCCCGGACCCACCGAGGUAUGGUUGAUGCCGAUCACGGGUCCGUCCGGUUUCCACUACACGCACGUUCUGAAGACAGGCCUGGUCGGCAGGUUUGCCGUCAAUGUCGUAGACGACCUCGUCGUGGUCCAUCAUCAGGCCAGUCAAACAUCCCAAGUGUUCGAUAUAAUGGAGCAGUCGAGGCCGGAGGGCGGCGGCGUGGUCCACAUCCCGCUGGUGGGCGCGACCAGCCUGCGGCCGGCGGCGGGCGGCGCCCUGUACAGCGACACCUGGGUCGUGUUCCAGCCGCACUACAUCAUCGACGCCAGGCUCGGCUGUCUCUGGCGCGUACAUCUCAUACCCGCUGGACUCGCGCACUCGGUACCAAAAGACGAGAUAUCAAAGAUCGUGGCAGUAUUGCUCCGGCGCACGGAUGGCAAGGACGCUAUCUACAGGGUGCUCAACCAGCUCGUGGCCGAGGCAGGCACCUACCUCGUGCAGCUGUCUGAUGUCUUCGACGAGAUACAUACUGUAUACAGGAAGUGGGCGGACCUAGAGAUGGCCCGCAACACGGCGGGGCCGGCGCCCCAGCCGGACGGCGGGGCGGGGCGCGCGCGCGUGCUGAUCUCGCAGGGCGAGCUGUGCGCGCACGUGCUGCAGCAGCACAGCGAGGCGGCGUGGCUGGUGCAGGUGGUGACGUGCUACGUGGCCUCGCUGGCGCGCGCCGGCCUCGUGGUGCAGGCGGCGGCCGCCGAGCUGGCCGUGCGCGCGCUGGUGACGCGGGGCCCGGUGGCGGGGCUGGGCGCGGCGCGGCAGGCGGGGCUGGGCGGGCUGGCGCCGCGCAAGUGGCUGGCGGCGGCGCGCGCGCACGCGCAGGCGCACGGCCGCCCCACCGCCUUCACCGCCGUCUACCACGCGCUGCUGCAGCGGAACGAACGCACUCGGGGCUCUCCGCACUUCCUCAAAGGUGAACAAUGCGACAGUUACGUGGAGUAUUACAAGCAGAUCACAGCCGAGCCCCAAUAGCGUGGUCCUUGCAUGUCAAGCCAUCCAUGUAUUAUUACAACACGCAUUCAUACAAUCAUCUAUUAAUAACGAUAUCAACAUAUGUUAUAUUGUUCUCACUGUUCUCAGACAGGAUGUAAAAUGAAUGCAGAAACAAACUAUAUUCCCAUGUAUAAUAUAAAUAAUCUUUUGUUGUGAAUACAGGUUUGUAAUAGCUUGUCUGAGAGUUUAGUCCACGCAAAGCCUCACAAUCAUCAGCCAAAAUGCAAUACUUUGUAUAAAAUAAUUACUCUAUCGAUUGCUAUCUAUCUAUUUACCAACAAGUUGAUUUUCGUGGCAUGGGCUGUGGACGUCUAUUACUGCAUGUUCCUAUAUUUGAUACUUCGUGUCCAAUAGGUACAUUGAUUAUGUAUCACCAA